CACACACGGGGAGUCAGUGGCUGAGCCGGGAUUUGAACCUCCUGGUAUCAAGCCCCCUUUCUUUAACCUCUGGACCAGCGAGCCAUCCUUUAUUUAUCUCUUAUGAGAAAUUUAUUUCUGCACAAGCAGGGUCCCACAAGCCAAGCCAAACCCUAACAGGAUGGACCUGCGUGAGAAGCUCUAUCCCCUCCCUCUGCUGAACGACUCUGCCCAGUCCGUCCCCGUCCCAGCGGGCACUCCUCUGCCCCCAGCGACAGGAUCUCCCGCCAGCGCGGACCGGGAGGAGCUCCCCUCGAACCCCGGCUCUCUGGGCGCCGGGAAUCCCCAUGCCGUUCCCCAGCAGUUUUCCAUCAGGCCUCUGGGAUCACGGAGAACUUGCCCCGAAAUCCGGAGCAGCAGCCUGCGUCUGCGUCGGGAUUUCUUCGAGUCGUGGGGCGCCGACGGAGAAUCCAGACCCGGAAAGGAAAGAAAGUCUGGCUCCUUAGGAAAGGGAUCGGCGCUGCCCGUGCCUCGGAAACCACCCGCAGAAAAAAUCGCCGCUGUGGUGAAGCGUCGUGGCAGUUUAAGUUUUUGGCAGGAUCAAGGACUUGUGGAUUUUACCAAGACCGGACACCAAGAAGAUCCUAAAGACAGCAGAGCGCAUGUAGCCAAGGGCUGGAGCUCUGAGCUUGAUCACAUUAGGAACAGACCACAGCCUAGCGCCUUGACAGCUGAAGGUUUACCUAGAAGGACUGGAUCACAGCCUUCUGUACCUGCGACAGCUGGACCUAUUAAACAAGCAGCCGAGCAGAGAGUUGGGUUUGGAACUACUGUUGCUGCCGAAGCCUGGACUAAAGCAAACGAAAGGGGUUCUGGAUCUCGUAUCCCAGACCAGGAGGGUCAACGCCCCAGGCUGGGGGUCGGUGCUAACGGAGGGAACCUGGGUUCGAAUCGGUGGAGCGGCGGGAAGGGUUUGGGCGACAUGAGGACGGUCGUUUUCAAGAGCGACGCUUCGGCGACCCUCAAGUUUGGGGGGCGGCCGGGCAGCGCGGUGAUGGAGCCGGACUGGUUUCGGAGCAAAGCAAAAGUGGACCUGAGGAAACUGGAAGUGGCGAGUGAAUCCAGUCCGGGACUCUCCAGGGAGAUCGGGGCCAAGCCCGUGAAAGCCGUCGUGGUCGUCAGCCGGAGCCCGAAGCUCAGUUAUUGCCGAGCCGUGGAGCGACGCGGGCCGCUGAAGACAACAUUAGUAAAGCCAGAUCCAGUAGAGAAAAUAUCCGGGCAGAAGCUCCAGAGCUCUGAAACCAAGCGGAGAAGCGACUCCAGAACCAGGAAGAGUUUUGGCAACACCCAGGGAGAUCCGGAGUGGAUUCCAGGAGCGGAUGAGAUGGAUCACAAGGGGAAAAGACCUGGAGGAACGGAAAGGAGGAGAGGGGAAGGUUCUGGAGGCGAUGAGCAGAAGGCUGCUGUGAUAGUCCGGAGUUUGUCGGUCAAAAAUCGGAUCAAGUGUUUUGAGAUGCUGGAAAACCAGACUGGAAAAGAAGGACCAGCUCAGCCAGGCAAGGGCAAGCCAGGCGCGGCUGGGGUCUCCUCUUUGCAGAAGAGUUUUUCCAACAGGGAGGUCUGGCGUCCGGGGAAGGAGACCCCCUGUACGGAUUUGGGGAGGGGAGGGAGGAAGCCGUGGGAGAAGUCGGUGGUCCGCACAGUUUCUCUCGACGGCCGCGUGAAGAGGAAGAAUCCGCCGUCGCCUUUCACCGCCAACGGAGAGUCCCGGAAGGAGAGGAACGCCGGGAAAGGAAACGACAGAGUCGCCAACCAGGGAAGUUCCGAGCCUCCGAAUCCCAGAUCGGCAGCGGGGUCCCGGGGAGACGAUCAUCUCGGGACGCGCCCCUCGAGGAAGCAAGAAGAAGAAGAUGAAGAAUUAUCGGAUGCGAGCACCGUGGGGAAGGAGCGGGCGGAGAGCAGUUCUAGAUCGGAAUCCGACCGGGAAGUGGUUCUAGAUUCCACAGAACCCGACAAGAAUCGACGACACAACCCAAGCUCCUCCUCGGAUUCCAGAGUGGUCGACGAGGCAGCUUCAGGUCUAGAGUCCUGCUCGGUCCAGCCGGGUCGGGCUGGGGUUACCCCAGGCUCUUUGUUGGGGUCACAGAAGCUGGGUACCCCCUCUUUUCUUCUGACCUCGUCUCCGGUGGUUCGAACUGCGAGGCCUGAUCCCGCUGGCUUCGGAAGCUGGCCCGGUUCCCUGCCGCAGUGGACCCUGGACCAGUCUGAUGGUUCUGGUUCUGACUCGGAGGACUCUGUGUUGACCCCCCCCAGUGAGCUGAGCCAGGCCGACGGCAGGAGCUUCUCUGUCAGCCUGCUGAGUUGCGCGAGUUUGGGCUGGAUGGUCCCAGAGACCGCGCUGCAUCCCUCAGCUCCAACAUGUCCGCCCUGUCCUUCGUAUCCCUCAUCCCCGGGGAGGAGCUGGACAGACUGCUGGAGGAAGUCAGGGAGCUGGGGGACGAGAGCCUGCAGCGCGAGACAGAUGUCCAGGUGGUGGUCCUUCACAAGGAGGAAGGGGCGGGACUCGGGUUCAGCAUCGCCGGGGGCAUCGACCAGAACAAGCCGGUGACGGUCCACAAGGUCUUCCCUCACGGAAUGGCGGCCCAGGAAGGAACGAUCCAGCAGGGAGACACGCUGCUGUCAAUCAACGGCAGCUGCCUGCG
This is a messenger RNA of Polyodon spathula (Mississippi paddlefish), 2681 nucleotides long. Its product is annotated as pro-interleukin-16. Bases 161 to 2587 code for a protein of 808 amino acids. The transcript has 4 exons. Lineage: Eukaryota; Metazoa; Chordata; Actinopteri; Acipenseriformes; Polyodontidae. Gene Ontology annotation, biological process: leukocyte chemotaxis; induction of positive chemotaxis. The record is from RefSeq and is a predicted model, not a curated record. Gene Ontology annotation, molecular function: CD4 receptor binding; cytokine activity.